This is a messenger RNA of Hymenoscyphus albidus, 1610 nucleotides long. Lineage: Eukaryota; Fungi; Ascomycota; Leotiomycetes; Helotiales; Helotiaceae. The record is from the annotation of a GenBank genome assembly.
CCCGUAUCACUCGCUGCUCACUAAUUUAUUGUCCGAUUUCACAACAUGACACACUCGCUCACCGACGAUGAGUUGAAGGAGAUCUACACCUUUGCGCUCGGGUUGAGUCGGAGGGCAGGGAAGAUUUUAUUGGAUGGGAUAGAAAAGAGGACUGGCGAGCAAGGGGGAUGGGAAGCGGAUGAGCAGGUGGAGAAGAUGAAUGCGGUUGAUAUUGUUACACAGACUGAUUUGGGUUGGUGAUUUUUCUGGCUAUUUUAACUGAAUUUGGCUUUCGGGUGUGGGGGCUAAUAAGGGAGUUGGGUUUAGAUGUCGAGGCUUUUGUGAAGGAUGAGAUAGUCAAGAGAUAUCCGAGUCAUAAGUAAGUCGUUUUGUCAAGUGCUUAGGUUGCGUUUUUAUAUAAAAGUUCACGUGAUCUCAAAUACGAGUUCGAAAAGUGAUUUCUUUAGCUAAUCAAAUGUCGAAUUCUAGGUUUAUCGGAGAAGAAACGUACUCCGCCGGUUCAAGCAAGGAAUACCUGAUCACCGAUGAACCGACAUGGUGUGUUGAUCCCCUCGAUGGAACGGUGAACUACACCCAUCUAUUCCCCAUGUUCUGUGUGAGUAUCGCAUUUAUACUCAAUGGCAACCCUGUUGUGGGGGCUAUAUAUCAACCAAUCCUCGACACGACGUAUAGUGCUUUAACUGGUAGUGGCGCUUGGUAAGUGAUCUCUUUCUGUUCCUAUUCGGUUUGUUCUGAACGAAUACUAGGCAAAAUGAUAAUCACCCAAUGAAACCCCGUCAAGCACUUCCUUUCAUCAAUAGUCCUAAAGCUCCACUUCCGGCAAAAGCACCGAAAGGGUGCAUUUUCAGCUGUGAAUGGGGAAAGGAUCGUCGUGAUACAGAAGGGGGUAAUAUGUGGAAAAAGGUCAACUCCUUUGUCAACAUGGCCGCGGAAAUAGGAGGAAGAGGCGGAAAAGGUGGUAUGGUACACGGAGUGAGAUGUUUAGGAAGGUCCGUUCAAAACUCCGUCUCAGUUUCUUCCAAAAACGGGUGCUAAUGGGUACCUAGUGCAACGCUCGACCUAGCUUAUGUAGCUUCAGGAGCAUUCGAUAUUUGGUGGGAAGGAGGAUGUUGGGAAUGGGAUGUCGCAGCUGGUAUCUGUAUUUUGCGUGAAGCCGGUGGCUUGAUCACGACAGCAAACCCGCCUGCAAAUUGGGACACUGAUCCGAUACCCAAUGUGAAGUUGGGAAGUCGGCUUUAUUUGGCGAUCCGACCUGCGGGUGAUUCCCAGGGAGAGACGGGCCGGCAAGCACAGGAGAGAGUUGUGAGGGAAACUUGGAGAAGGGUAGAGGGGUUAGAUUACUCGCGUCCCAGAGCUUAGAUGAGACACAAACAUACGUUUGCGUAUUCAGACUUGGGAAAAUAUCCCGGAGACUUUCUCAAUUGCAUACAACGGAAGACAUGUUUUCAAGUAAAGAGUACUUCACUUGAACUUCUGAGAUUUCAUCUGAGGUCAGAAAACCCAAUAUCCUGUUCAGCAAGGUCUCCUUAGGAACCUAAAAAGAUGAGACAUGAAAGGAGGGAACUGGCAAAAAUUUCUUGCUUACUAUAGACAGGCUCGACAGCGUUUCA